Molecule: messenger RNA, 2317 nt
Organism: Ricinus communis (castor bean)
Lineage: Eukaryota; Viridiplantae; Streptophyta; Magnoliopsida; Malpighiales; Euphorbiaceae
Product: B3 domain-containing transcription factor FUS3
Exons: 6
Coding region: 1009-1974 (321 amino acids)
Molecular function (GO): DNA-binding transcription factor activity; DNA binding
Source: RefSeq, a predicted model, not a curated record
UCUUGAAAAGAAAAAGAAAGAGAGAGUAGAGUAGCGGUAGUAUUAUCACAUGGAAUUAAAGACGGAGAGUCCAAUAAGACCCUAAAAACGCCAUUGAUUUCAGUAGACAGGAAAUCAGAACUUUAUCAACACCUGUUUUCUCUUCACCUUCCAUUCGUCAUCCCUUUCUUGGCCAUUUCCCUAACCACCCCCUAUCACCAUUUUUUUCUCCUCCAUAUUCUCUCCUUCUCUUCACUAUUCUCAAUACUAACCCUAGCUCUCUCUCUCCCUUUACUCCUCGUAACCCAUCUCUCCAAACCCUAGUUACUUUUUCCCUGCUUUGUCUCCACUUCAAUUAAAGAAAUGGGUAUCACUCAAAAAUAUCUAAUACCAAACAUAUGAAUCCACAUUUCACAUUUUGUCUCCAUAACCUCCUCCCCAUUAACCCUAACAUGUUUGUCUCUCUACCUAGAGCAUGAUUUUCUACUCCUAUUACUACCCAAACCCGUUGUUGUGGUUGUUACUUUGAGCUAGAUGAUCAUUAUUAGGGUAAAGAUAAUAAUCUACAUACAUAUGUGUAAUGAGAACAAAAGAUCUAAAGAAGGAAGAAGGAAUACAAGUAGCACAAAUGUCACUACAACCAGAACUAGGUAAUGUACUCACCAAAUACCCUUGCUAAAAAUAGAAAAAAAAAAAAAAGAAACAAGAAAGAAAAAAGAAAGAAAGAGAGAGAGAAAGAAAGAAAGAACUAACUCCUCCUCUCUUUUUCUCUCUGUCUCUCUGUCUCUCUCUCUCUCACUCACCAGUCCCAGCUUUCUCUUUUCACAGACAACCCAUUUCGUGAUUGCCGAGCGUCGAUCACCGGUAUAGUUUCGAUCUGAGCAGCCACAGAGACACUGUCUAUCACUGAAAUCUAAACACCCACAAAAUACUCAGUCUUUUUCUUUUUUCUUUUUCCCUUUUUCUUUAAAAGAAUUAACAAGGAAAAAGAAUACGAAUAACAUUGUUCUAUAUCUAUAUCUAAAGCUAAUGAAGACGGAACGAGGGGCGGUUCACGAGAAACCCGAGGCCUGUACUUGGAUAACAAGUGGAGACAGUGUUACUGAAGAGGGAGACAACAAAGCUAAUAAUACCUUUGAAGAAGCUAGCAGUGAUCAGGGGUCGGGUCGGACCGUAAUGAUGACCCGAAGUAGUGGUGAUGAUGAUAAUGUUGUUGCUGUGCUGGGCUUUAGUGUGAUAAGGAAAAAAAGGAUGCCUAGACAGAGAAGACCUUCAUCUUCCAUUAACAACCUUUUCUCUUUCCCUAUUGCUACUAAUGCUUCUUCAUCUUCCUCCUCCACCACCACCACUACUACUUCGCACGUGCCUGACCUCCCCUCUUUCCCCGCACGUGUAAUUGAUCAAAGGAGAUUGAGUUUCCUCUUUCAAAAGGAACUUAAGAACAGUGAUGUAAGCUCCCUAAAGAGGAUGGUUCUCCCAAAGAAAGCAGCUGAAGCACAUCUCCCUGUCCUUGAGUCGAAAGAAGGGAUUUUUAUUAGCAUGGAUGACUUGGAUGGCCUACAUGUUUGGAGCUUCAAAUACAGGUAUUGGCCUAAUAACAAUAGCCGAAUGUAUGUACUUGAAAAUACCGGGGACUUUGUUAAUACACACGGUUUACAACUAGGAGAUUUUAUUAUGGUGUACAAAGACGAUCAAAACCAGAAUUAUGUCAUUCAAGCUAAGAAGGCCUCCGAUGAAGAUGUAUAUGCUAAUAUAGCUAGGACUGCAGUCAAUGAUAUCGUUCUUUACGAUUGCGAGAUCAACAAAUCAAGCUCCUUUUACAUGAAUUAUCCGAUAGUGGACAAUACCGGCUUGUCAUUUAUCUACGACACCACCACCUUCUCUGACGACUCACCGCUUGAUUUUUUGGGCGGAUCUCUGACUAACUAUUCAAGGAUUGGGCAUAGGGAAACUUUCGGACCUGUCGAGAGCUUGUCUUUGGAUGAGUUCAAUUAGACUGGGCGUAUAUUAGGUAGUUGCAUAUUGUUGAAAACCAAAAGGUUAUGCAUGCACUACCUGAGUAAAAAGAAAAAGAGAAAGAAAAAGAAAAAGAAUGGAAAAAGGGUGAGACUUCAUUUUGCACCAAGAAGUGUACUUUUUGAAGUGUGCCCUGUAAAUUGUAUGUAAUAAAGGGCAGCGACUGUGUAGCAGGAGCACUGAAAACUUGUGGCAUGAAUACCCAAUUUCUGUUUCUCUGUACACUGAUAAUCAUCGUGUCAUGAGAUUACAAACUGUUAACUAAUUUGAGUGUUGCAGUUUAAUACCAAUAAUAUGAAUGCUGAUUGUAUCUUAAGUUUUA